Molecule: messenger RNA, 456 nt
Organism: Rhinocladiella mackenziei CBS 650.93
Lineage: Eukaryota; Fungi; Ascomycota; Eurotiomycetes; Chaetothyriales; Herpotrichiellaceae
Exons: 2
Coding region: 1-456 (151 amino acids)
Source: RefSeq, a predicted model, not a curated record
AUGCUCUUGAGUACCAAUCCUGAUCGGUGGCUGGGCCCCUGGACAACCAUUGGCAAGCACCAUCCUGCCAUGCUCAAGGCUAUGAGGUCCGAUGUGACAAGGAUAUCAAACACCUCAAUCAACGUGCUAAUUGGAGAAUGCUCCGCGGCUUUAUUACUCGAAAUAGGUGACUCAACUGAAUGGACAUCCAGGGAAGUUCUAAAGAUGUGCAACUGGGUCACCGCAAAGAUGGUCGGUACCAUGAUCGCUGGACGUGAAUUUGGCUACGAUGAAAUGUGGCUACAGUUAGCCCCAUCUUCCGCAUUGACCGCGCUGAAACUCGCCAUGGCUCUUAAAAAAUGGCCUGUUAUGUUACGGACCAUCGUCGCCAAUUUCAUCGGCCCCGCAAAAGAGCUCAAGACUAUCAAGCAGAAAAUGGGAGAUUCUGGUGAAACCUUUUGCCCGAGAAAGGAGUAA